CCGGCUUAAGCCGGGCAAGCCCGGGGCCGUCCUAUAUCCAAGCCUAGAGGAAGAGGACUACUAGCUGCUCGAUUUAGCUAAUCUGCCAGAAGGAUGUCUGGAGCCCCGGAGGCCGGAGCGCCUAGGGCCGGUGACCCGGAUGGCACCGCGGACGCCGAAGCCCGCCAGAGAAAGCUGGAGUCCAUGGGCCGAAUCCCCCGUCUGCCGGUCCACGUGGAGAACCUGUUGCCAUCAAAAAUAAAGAUUAAUUUAGAAGAGAAUGUACAAUACAUGGCCAUGAGAAAAGCACUAAGAGUGGCAAAACCUCGUUACGAUGUAUCAUUGGUUUAUUUAACUCGUAAAUUUAUGGAGCUCAUCAAAUCUGCUCCUGGUGGAGUUCUUGAUUUAAAUGAAGUUGCAACAACAUUGGGAGUACGGAAAAGAAGAGUAUAUGACAUCACCAAUGUUUUAGAUGGGAUCGACCUCAUUCAAAAAAGAUCUAAGAACCAUAUUCAGUGGAUUGGAUCUGAUCUUGGUGGUAUUGGAUCAAAAGUACCCCAGCAAAAGAAGAUAAGGGAUGAACUUACUGAUUUAACAGCAAUGGAAAAGGCUUUGGAUGAGUUAAUUAAGGACUGUGCUCAGCAGCUGUUCGAACUAACAGAUGACAAAGAAAAUGAAAGAUUAGCUUAUGUGACCUAUCAAGAUAUCCAUAGUAUUCAAGCUUUCCAUGAACAGAUUGUCAUUGCUGUCAAGGCUCCAGAAGAAACGAAAUUGGAAGUGCCAACUCCUAAAGAAGACUGUAUAACAGUUCAUAUAAAGAGCACAAAGGGACCUAUUGAUGUUUAUUUGUGUGAAGUGGAACAAGAUAACAUAAGUACCAAAACAUUUGAAGAAAUGAGCACUGCUUUAUCUGAAAGUAAGUCUACAGUUCAUCUUGAUCAAGAAGGAAAUCUGCAACACAGUGAAUCAAGUGAAAAAACUACCUGAAUUGUCUUGAAAUUAAAAUUCUGGAAUGAUUUCAACAAUUUUUGUCAAGUUGGCUUCAUUUCUUCUUUGGUGAGAUUUGUUUGGACUUUUAAAAAAUCAGCCAUGGAGGACUUCUGUACCCAGUUUGACAUGAACAUUUAGGCCAAUAGUUUUAGUCAUUCUCUUGUAUACAGUUACAUCAAUGGCUCAGUUUAUAAACAAUUAUGAAAGUGUAAUUUGGUGUUUACUUAAGUAAAGCAAGGACUUUCUCUACUGAAAAUAUUUCAUGAAAAAAAAUCUUUUAGAGCACAAAUUUGUUACUACUAAAACAUUUGGACUAAUCUGAAAUUGAAGAACACAAUAUGUCAUUAACUUCUUUCUUUACAAUGCAGACUAUGUACUAAGUGAAAUUAUGCUUUACAUCAUGUGAGUACUGUUUGCAUUGCUUGCAGUUAGCUGUUAAAUAGUAAAGGUGUACACAAUAAAAUUAAAUGUGAAUACUCCUGUAUAUAUCUGUAUAAUGUUUAGAUAACUCAUGAAAAAUGUGAAGCAUACAUAAAAUUUUCACUUUGUA
Messenger RNA from Gracilinanus agilis (Agile Gracile Mouse Opossum), 1519 nucleotides. RefSeq names its product transcription factor E2F6-like. Gene Ontology annotation, molecular function: DNA-binding transcription factor activity, RNA polymerase II-specific; protein dimerization activity; RNA polymerase II cis-regulatory region sequence-specific DNA binding. The transcript is spliced from 7 exons. Gene Ontology annotation, biological process: regulation of transcription by RNA polymerase II. Gene Ontology annotation, cellular component: RNA polymerase II transcription regulator complex. The coding region runs from base 94 to 966 and encodes 290 amino acids. Lineage: Eukaryota; Metazoa; Chordata; Mammalia; Didelphimorphia; Didelphidae. The record is from RefSeq and is a predicted model, not a curated record.